This is a messenger RNA of Solea senegalensis (Senegalese sole), 1777 nucleotides long. It is a transcript of the gene wdr53, whose product is annotated as WD repeat domain 53. The record is from RefSeq and is a predicted model, not a curated record. Gene Ontology annotation, molecular function: protein binding. The transcript is spliced from 3 exons. Lineage: Eukaryota; Metazoa; Chordata; Actinopteri; Pleuronectiformes; Soleidae. Bases 89 to 1255 code for a protein of 388 amino acids.
CAGUCCCGCAUGGUCGCUGUCAGUAGCCACUGGGAGUUUUGACUACACCCUGCCAAAGUUCUGUCGUUCUCUGGUCCGGAGGGUCACAAUGGCCAGGCAGUGGUCUGGGGGCCACUCCUCAUCCAUCCUAUGUGUUGGAGCUUCUCUGGGACCUGAGGGUGUCAUCGCUUCAGGCUCUGAGGGUGGAGAGGUGACAGUUUGGGGCCAAGGGGGAAGCAUCAUAGGCAGACUCACUCUUCCUGGUGAAGAAGACAACACAAGUGUUGUGUUUUCACCAGCGGCACCGGCACAUCUGUACGUGUCACAUGGAGACACAGUGAGUGUGCUUGACCCCAGGAACCUGAAGGGCGCUGUGGAGGAGUUUCAGGGUGCAGGGGAGGAGGAGAUCAAUGCUUUAGCUUUAAAUGAUACAGGUUCAGCUCUGGCAGUUGCUGAUGACUCUGGAGUAGUUCGUGUUCUGGAGCUUCCUGGGGGAAAAGUUUGCCGGACUCUUCGCAGACACACUAACAUCUGCUCCUCUGUGGCUUUCCGGCCUCACAGACCCAACAACCUGGUGUCUGCUGGACUGGACAUGCAGGUGAUGCUGUGGGGUCUGCAGAAGACUCGCCCGCUUUGGACACUGAACCUCCAGGAUGUAGCUGAAGAUGAAGGUGACCAACAGCAACGUCCUGGUCAGCUUUUUAACCCACCACUGGCUCACUGCGUUUCUGUGACAAGCUGUGGAAACAUUUUGGGUUGCGCAGCAGAGGAUGGACGAGUACAUCUGAUGCGGAUCGGCAGCGGCUCUAAACUGGAACAGCAUGGUGCAGUCAAAGCCCACAGUCAGGGAGCCUCACAAGCCCACUUUGUUAGUUUGCCUUCCCACCCAUACUGGCUCAUCACUGGGGGAAAUGAUGGGCAGGUCGCCCUGUGGGAUCUCAGUAAGCACCCAGUGGUGGCUCUGGAAGGAAAAGCCAAAACCAGAGUGGCAACAGCUCCACGCAGGAAGAGCAAGAGUAAGACAAAAAGGAAAGAACAAUUGCAGGAUAAAGCAAAGACCCCAGUGAAGUCUGAAGCAGAGAAAGAAGAUGCUCAAGUGGAGGAUGAAGAAGCAGCUGCAGAGGACGUGACAGACGACAGUUCUGGGCCCAAAUUAAGUAUCAGUCAUGGGGACAAGGUGAACUGGCUCUGUCCUGCUGUGCUGAAAGGAGAACAGUGUGUGGUCGUAGCUGAUCAGAGCAGCGUUCUGUCUGUCUAUCCUCUGUCUCACCUAUAGUGCCAUGAUUGUUACACCAUUUUGUUCAAGCUCCCAUUUUUUUGUGUUAUUGCUUCAAAUACCUCAGCUCUUCAGAUUGAAUGUGUUUGGAAUCCAGUCACUGUCAGUCAGUGCUUUUUUAAAUUAAGAACUUUAUCAGUGGUUUGGAAAAACUCAAGGAUAAUUAAGCUUUCAGAGCAUAUUUUGAUGGCAGCCAAGUUGGCUGAUCAUCAAAAUGAAACAGUUAAGAUUAGUAGAUGAUUGUGCAACUCCACUGUGAUAUUGUUCAUCUCAGCUGUAUCAAUUAUACCACAAGAACCUAAUUAGUUUGACUUCAUCACAUAUCAGUAACUAUUGGCUGCAGUUUAUAAAAGAAUAAAUCUGAUUUAAUGGUAUUUGCCUUGAUGCCAACUCGAGAACUUGUAAAUCAAGAUUUGAGGAUUAGGAGAUAGGACAAGGUUUGUAUCCCUGCAUGUCUGUUCUUAAUGUAAAUGGUGGUCUGUGAAAAGCUUACAGGUUUCUCCAUUAAAAUGAUGAUUUACA